UAAUCAGACUACAUUAGUCGGUAUAAAAAGAACCUGUCUGUUUACCUUGCAUUUCACAGGCCUUGCAAGCUGCAGCAGCAAUUUAACGGGCACCUUUGAUAUUGUGUAAAAGCUUAUAAGAUUAAGGCGCUAGUGGCUAGUGGUAUGCACUGAUUUGUUGAUUCAAGUGCGUUUAGCAACCUUUCCACGUGAGAAAUGGCAAACAAGCAAGCUCUCUUAACGACGUCUGCAGUCCUGCUGAGUGUCGCCAUGAUGCUGUGCAGCUACAGUUACACUGAUGCCACACCUGUAACAGCCAAUAAAGCCAUCCACCAGGACAUCAGUCUCGAGCCCGAAGUGACUAACCGGACUUCUAAGAGAACCGGAAAGCCUAUGCCGUACGAACUGUCCAACUCAACUUGGAUCAUUGAGUCGUCCGGUUCCAUCAACUGCAUCCAUCCUGAGACCCCGAUCGUGUGGAUCCUGGGCAGUACUUGGACGUUCAUGGACAAAUCGGAUACCAUUAACCGGACCUGCCCGGGAGGCUUCCACUACCAGGGAUGCCCCUUUACGCUGCGACUGGCCCAUGAGUGCUCUGGAUUCAAGGGAAACUGCCCGUUCAAACCAGUCAAACCGGACGAAGAGAGCCGCUGUCCAACGACGCACUUCAACUUCGCGUAUCAGUGUUUGCCCGAGCCAACAGCCGAUAAACCGCUCAAGUCUUACGCGGUGGCGCCGAAGAACGCCGAUCCCAAUGAUCCUUGCCUGCCGUUGUAUGUUGCCAAACAUACCGGUGUUGCUGGCCAUUAGCAACAUAUCUGUACAUCUUCAAAUUUCUGCCGAAAUUUUCUACGUACUUAGAUUUCGCUGCGCUUUUAUUACUGCCAGUGAUGUUUUUCGAUAGAGCACCGUGCACUCGCUUUCCGCAGCUUGCUGUCGAUGUACCGAGCGGCUUGAGAAAAUAUCGUUCUGUUAGUAAACUCUGUCAACCGUCAA
Messenger RNA from Paramacrobiotus metropolitanus, 975 nucleotides. RefSeq lists its product as uncharacterized. The coding region runs from base 196 to 789 and encodes 197 amino acids. The record is from RefSeq and is a predicted model, not a curated record. The transcript has 2 exons. Lineage: Eukaryota; Metazoa; Tardigrada; Eutardigrada; Parachela; Macrobiotidae.